CCCAAAUAAGUCUCAGGUUGAUUGUUCCUUCUCUCUUAUUGAUCUUCCCUCAGGUUGUGGAAACAGCAGUAUGAGCGGUGACAUGUACAGUGCCGGCUACCGCUCCAUCACCAACGUGGACUACUCCUCUGUGUGCGUCAGUACGAUGAGGGCCAGGCACAGCGACCGCCCGGGCAUGACCUGGCAUCAGAUGGACAUGCGCCAGCUCUCCUUCCCCGAUGAGUCCUUUGAUGUCAUCCUAGAGAAGGCCACGCUGGACGCCAUCAUGGUGGAAGAGAAGACGUCCUGGGAGGUGUCCCCUCAAGCUGCCGUUUUCUUUCACCAAGCACUCACACAGGUUGGCCGCUGCCUGAAGCCCGCGGGGCGCUUCGUCUCCGUAACCUUCUCCUCGCCCCUCCUCAGGAGACGUCUCUAUGCUCGCACCGAGUACAACUGGUCCAUUCAGAAGUACAGUUACGGAGACGGCUUUGAGUAUUAUGUGUACGUAAUGACCAAAGGGGAGGAGCUCAGCCCAGAAGAUGCAGCUCUGGAGAAAAAGCUACUGGAGGACACCGAAUCACCACCUGCCGCCAUUGUCUCCAUGCAAAUGGAAGACGAGGAAGACUUCCUGCUUAAUAUUGAAUUCUAGGAACACGUGAACUCUGAGGGUUAUCAGUGAGCUCGGCUACGGUCACUCGUACAACAAGAGCUGCCUGGGUGACCACACAUGUCUACCUCUCGUCAGAACUAGCUGCUAUGACUUUAGCUGUGGUUUAUGUUCGGCACAGAUGUUCAUAUCGACAUCUGUGAGGAAAGAUUUGAGAGGAUUUGUUUUCUACAGGAUUUAGACGAUGCCCCACCAGGCUCUCUCAACAUGUGGUCAAGAGAGCAAAUAAUGACCAAAUAUACAUCCAAAUACACGUGGUGAAUGCACGAUAAUUGGGAGUUGUUGCAUUUCCAAAGAAGAAUUGGAAACAGUAGCAUAAUAAUCACGUUUGAGACUAACCAAAAGAAACCGUGGAGUUACUAUUUACAAAAUGUUCAAAAUGGUUGUGCCAAAUAAAUAUAAUAAAUGUAUCGGAGUGUACCCUAAAUAAACACAUCUGUUGUCAAACAGACCUAAUUCACUUAUUUUUUUAAUACAUCUUUAUUACAGUGGUGCCAGCAAAUAUACCUCGUGUUUUUGUUUUUGUAAAUCACCUAUGUGUAUGAAAAAUACUUAGAUUACCCAAACUGACCACUGAUGUUUUUAAUGUGACGAUUACAGAUAAGGUAGCUUCACGAUCAACUUUACAGGAUAAACAAUGUCAACACGGAAUACAUCUUUGGCUUGAACUCUUGGAGUGUCCCUGUGAUCCGAACUAAAACAUUGUUUUCUAUAUGUUUUCUGUGAUUGUUUUGUUUUUUGAGUCAGUUUGUGAUUACUCUAGUCGUCUAUACUAUGACUCAUCAUGUUUCUGUCUGUUUCAUCAUGUUCUAAAGCUGCUAGCAUCAGCUUAUGUUGUAAUGCAGGUCAUAAUCUACUCCCCUCUACCUCCAUCUGCCUCAUGGAUGUGGAGGUCUGGAUCGUGGUCCAUGCCGACUCCCAACUAUACACUCUGUCAUACUCAUUGAAUGUGUUGGAGCUCUGUAAUGACUCCUUCUGGUCACAUGACAUCUAUUGCAUGUGUCCAUCUGGGGAGAGGGAUCCUCCUCUUUUGCUCUCCUGAAGGUUUCUUCCCUUUUUUCCACGUGAACGUUUUUUUUCUUCUAUUUAUUUGGGAGUUUUUCUUGCUCUGAUGUGAGGUCAAAGGUCAGGGAUGUCGUAUGUGUACAGAUUGUAAAGCCCUCUGAGGCACAUUUGUAAUUUGUGAUGUUGGACUAUAUAAAAUAAACUGAAUUGAAUUGAAUAAUAUAAA
Molecule: messenger RNA, 1877 nt
Organism: Pseudoliparis swirei
Lineage: Eukaryota; Metazoa; Chordata; Actinopteri; Perciformes; Liparidae
Gene: ece2a
Product: endothelin converting enzyme 2a
Exons: 2
Coding region: 71-628 (185 amino acids)
Molecular function (GO): S-adenosylmethionine-dependent methyltransferase activity
Source: RefSeq, a predicted model, not a curated record